ACAUACAAAAGUACACACUUGGCCAGUUCAUCGAUUCAUCCCUUUUUUUUACACUUUUUUUUAGGGUUUCAGUCUGUUUUGUUUUCAUAUAUAUAUAUAUAUUCAUCGAAUUACAGUCGCCAAAAUCACUACCAUGAGCGACGGUCAAUUCAACAUGGCUGAUCUCGCUUCCGGUCUUAAUGCUGAGGAUCGUGCUGAUCUUGUUAAUGCUCUCAAGAGUAAGCUGGAGAAUUUGAGUGAACAGCAUCCUGAUAUAUUGGACACUCUUUCGUCGAAAGUUAGGCAACGAGUUGUUGUUCUUAAGGAUCUUCAGAGUCAACAUGAUGAGCUGGAAGCCAAGUAUUUUGAAGAAAAAGCAGAACUGGAAGCUAAGUAUCUGAAGCUGUACGAGCCGCUGUAUGCUAAGCGAUAUGAAAUAGUGAAUGGCCUGACUGAAGUUGAAGGAGCAUCAAAUGAUGAUUUGGUGGAUAAGGAAAACACUGAGUCAGUAGAAGAUAAAGGUGUGCCUAAUUUCUGGCUCACAGCUAUGAAGGCCAAUGAAGUACUAGCCGAUGAGAUUUCCGAGUCUGAUGAAGGAGCCCUUCACUAUCUCAAAGAUGUCAAGUGGUGUAGGAUUGCUGGUUCCAAGGGCUUUAAGCUUGAACUUUUCUUUGAUCCCAACCCUUACUUUAAGAACUCCGUGUUGUCCAAAACAUAUGAGAUGAUUAACGAGGAGGAGCAUAUUUUAGAGAAAGCAAUUGGGACGGAGAUUGAAUGGUUUCCGGGGAAAAAUUUGACCCAGAAGGUUCUGAGGAAGAAACCUAAGAAGGGAACCAAAAGCACCAAGCCACCAAUUACAAAAACAGAGGAUUGUGAAAGCUUCUUCAACUUUUUUAACCCGCCACAGAUCCCUGAUGAUGAAGAUGAUAUUGAUGAGGAUGCUGCUGAACUACUUCAAAAUCAAAUGGAACAUGAUUAUGACAUUGGGUCCACCAUUCGAGACAAGAUCAUUCCUCAUGCAGUCUCUUGGUUUACUGGUGAGGCUGUUGAGAAUGAUGAAUACGAUCUGGAAGAUGAAGAUGAUACAGAGGAUGACGAAGAUGAUGAGGACGAGGAUGAAGAUGAUGAUGAUGAGGAGGGGGAGGAGGAUGUAAAUGUGAAAAGUAAAAAGAAGUGAAGAGUUUGAGCAGAAAAUCAGUUCUGAAUCAGCAUUGAGCUCAGAACUGGCGAACAACGUAUUUAUUUGGUCUUUGAUAUAGCAGUGAGUAGCUGGUGAAGGUGUGCAGUCGUCUUUUUUUUUUUUUUACCUCCAUGUUUCUUGUUUGAUUCAUCUCAUGCCUUAUAUAUAUCAUGUGAUUAUUGAUUUUGAAAUUCUGAAGGAGUGACGUCUCUUUCCUAUAUAUUAUCAUGUACAUUAUUUUUGUUCUGGUUAUUACAUAUUGGGAAUGGUUGUUUUGGUUU
Molecule: messenger RNA, 1440 nt
Organism: Erigeron canadensis
Lineage: Eukaryota; Viridiplantae; Streptophyta; Magnoliopsida; Asterales; Asteraceae
Product: nucleosome assembly protein 1;2-like
Exons: 11
Coding region: 134-1156 (340 amino acids)
Biological process (GO): nucleosome assembly
Cellular component (GO): nucleus; chromatin
Molecular function (GO): chromatin binding; histone binding
Source: RefSeq, a predicted model, not a curated record